AUGUCGGACAACGAGCUGGGCCUGGAUGGAGGUUUAUUUGAGGAACCUGAGACAUUCAGACCCCCUAGGCCUGAAGCACACUAUCAGAUGUAUACGAGGGUGCAUAAGCAGGCGCAUCCUGAAAUAGACAGGAUCAAUCUUCGACUUGUUGGAAAAUCGCCGCUCUGGGGACAUCUGCUGUGGAACGCAGGUAUUUACACGGCAAACUAUCUUGAAGGGCACGCACAGAAGCUAGUUAGAGACAAGAAUGUUGUAGAAUUUGGCUCUGCCGCUGCUCUUCCGUCCUUGCUGUGUUCUAUCAACGGUGCUAGAAAAGUGGUAGCUACAGACUAUCCAGAUCCUGAUCUGCUAGAGAAUAUACAGAUCAACGUGGACAGUCUCGCAGAUAAGGAGCUGACCAGCAGGAUUGUCGUGCAAGGGUUCAUCUGGGGCAACGAUACGCAGGAAAUCAAAAAUACACUUGACAGCACGGCAGACUUGAUCAUCAUGAGCGAUCUGGUUUUCAACCACUCAGAACAUCACAAGCUGCUCAAAUCUGCAAAAGAGCUGAUAACACCGCUACGAGAUCCAUCUGAGCCUAGAAGCGGCGGGAAGUGUCUUGUUGUCUGGUCUCCACAUAGACCCAAACCGCAGAUGGUGGAAAAUGACUUCAGGUUUUUCACUGACGCCGAGGAGCUUUUUGACUUCGAUGUCGAGUUCGUCGAGAUGGUACACUGGGAUCAUCCUAUGUUCCCUGAGGACCCUCCCGAGACAGAGGAGAUCCGCAAGCGUGUGUACUGCUACAUAUUGCAUCCGACCUGGUAA
Ogataea haglerorum is the source of this 804-nucleotide messenger RNA. RefSeq lists its product as uncharacterized. Gene Ontology annotation, molecular function: protein-lysine N-methyltransferase activity. Gene Ontology annotation, biological process: peptidyl-lysine dimethylation. NCBI's taxonomy places the organism in Eukaryota, Fungi, Ascomycota, Pichiomycetes, Pichiales, Pichiaceae. The transcript has a single exon. The coding region runs from base 1 to 804 and encodes 267 amino acids. The record is from RefSeq and is a predicted model, not a curated record.